AUGGUCACCUGUGUGGCAGUAUUGCUGCUGCUGACUCUAAUGCUGAUGCUUUGGUGGGGCUGGUUGGCCCGCCGAGCUCAGAUGCACAAAGACUUACCCCCUGGUCCUGCACCGCUCCCGUUGCUGGGGAACUUGCUGAAGCUACAGUCUGGACACUUGGACCGUGUGCUCAUGGAGCUCUCCAGCCGCUGGGGCCCAGUGUUCACCGUGUGGCUGGGUCCGCUCCCUGCAGUGGUGCUGUGCGGCUAUGCGGCGCUCCGGGAUGCAUUAGUACUGCAGGCAGAUGCGUUCUCCGGCCGCGGGGCCAUGCCUAUCUUCGAACGCUUCACCCAUGGAAACGGCAUAGUGUUUUCUAACGGGCCGCGUUGGCGCACGCUUCGCAACUUUACACUUGGAGUGCUGAGGGAGCUUGGCGUGGGUACGAGUACCAUUGAGGAUCGCAUUCUGGAGGAGACGGCAUGUGUGCUGGACGAAUUUCAAGCCACCAUGGGAGCUCCAUUUGACCCCCGGCAGCUACUAGAUAACGCUGUAUCCAAUGUCAUUUGUACUGUGGUCUUCGGAAAACGCUAUAACUAUGGGGACCCAAAGUUCCUGAGACUCCUGGACCUCUUCAGUGACAAUUUCCGUAUUAUGAGUUCCCGAUGGGGUGAGACAUACAAUAUGUUCCCAUCCUUCAUGGACUGGAUCCCUGGACCCCACCACCGAAUCUUCAAAAAUUUCCAAGAGCUCCGACUCUUCAUCUCUGAGCAAAUUCAGUGGCACCGGCAGACACGACGGGUUGGGGAACCCCGAGACUUCAUUGAUCGUUUUCUCGACCAAAUGGAUAAGGAACAGGAGGACCUGGAAAGCCAUUUUCAGGAUGAGACACUGGUGAUGACUACUCACAAUCUGUUCUUUGGUGGCACUGAGACCACAAGCACCACUUUGCGUUAUGGGCUCCUCAUUAUGCUCAAGUACCCUGAGGUGGCAGCCAAGGUGCAAGAGGAGCUGGAUGCCACUGUAGGUCGGACCCGUGCCCCUAGACUAGAGGACCGUGCCCGCCUGCCUUACACCAAUGCGGUGCUGCAUGAGAUCCAGCGCUUUAUCAGUGUGCUACCACUGGGGCUGCCGCGGGCCCUCACCCGAGAUGUAAACCUCAGGAACCAGUUCCUGCACAAGGGCACGUUUGUGAUUCCCCUGCUUGUGUCUGCACACCAGGAUCCCACCCAAUUUAAGGACCCUGAUCAUUUCAAUCCCACCAAUUUCCUGGAUGACCACGGCGAGUUCCAGAACAAUGAUGCCUUCAUGCCCUUUGGCCCAGGAAAGCGGAUGUGCCUGGGUGCUGGCCUAGCCCGCUCUGAGAUCUUCCUCUUCCUGACGGCUAUCCUGCAGAAGUUCUCCCUGCUCCCUGUGGGAAGUCCUGACAACAUCAACCUCACUCCACAGUGCACUGGUUUAGGCAAUGUGCCCUCAGCCUUCCAGCUCCGCCUGGUGGCCCGCUGAGGUUGGCCUUCACUAGU
Messenger RNA from Mastomys coucha (southern multimammate mouse), 1499 nucleotides. RefSeq names its product cytochrome P450 2F3-like. The record is from RefSeq and is a predicted model, not a curated record. The coding region runs from base 1 to 1482 and encodes 493 amino acids. The transcript has 9 exons. NCBI's taxonomy places the organism in Eukaryota, Metazoa, Chordata, Mammalia, Rodentia, Muridae. Gene Ontology annotation, biological process: xenobiotic metabolic process. Gene Ontology annotation, cellular component: cytoplasm; intracellular membrane-bounded organelle. Gene Ontology annotation, molecular function: oxygen binding; heme binding; iron ion binding.